CCGACGACGAGCCCAUGGCCCGGGGGACGGCCCCGGCCUCCGGGGCUUCGCUCUGCGCCUUGCUCUGGGCAGCGGCGGCAGCGGCGGUGGCCGGCCCCGAGGGCAGCCCCGCACCCGGCGCCUUCGGCCGUGUCUACCGGGGCAACGUGAACAUCAGCGCGGAGCGGGUCUACGCCUUCGCUUACCGCAGCCAGCCUGGGCAGGUUGAUGCAGUGCGGGUGUAUGUGAACAGCAGCUCUGAGAACCUCCAAUAUCCUGUCCUGUUUGUAGUUCGCCAACAGAAGGGAGUGCUGUCAUGGCAGGUCCCACUAAUUUUUCGAGGCCUCUAUCAGAGGACCUACAAUUACCAAGAAGUGAGUCGUACCCUCUGUCCUUCUGAGCCAACACCUGAGACAGGAUCUGCUGACCAGAUCAUAUUUGUGGACGUUGCUUCCAUGGCACCGUUUAAUAUUGCGUAUGAGCUACUAGUCACCAGGCUUGAGAACUUCCAACUUGAGACCAACAAAGCCUUUAACUUCACUGCCAGCCCAUCUCAACCCCAGUAUUUUCUGUACAGAUUUCCUCAGGAUGUCGAUUCAGUCAUCAUUAAAGUGGUGUCUGAUGCCAUCUAUCCAUGCUCCGUUGUCUCCGUCCAGGACAUUGUGUGCCCAGUAUAUGACCUGGAUCAUAAUGUGGAGUUCAAUGGUGUUUACCAGUCUAUGACUAAGCAGGCAGCCAUAACGGUGCAGAGAAAAGAUUUUCCAGGUGAGCAGUUCUUCGUUGUAUUCGUCAUCAAGCCAGAGGAUUAUGCCUGUGGGGGUUCUGUGCCUUCUUCUGCUCAUGGGAACGUCAACCGUACCUGGAACCUGCAGCGGACAAAGAACCUUCAAGUGACAAUUGUGCCCUCUGUUAAAAAGUCUGUUUAUGUCCAGGCCAUGUUCUUCAGCUUCCUGAGUUUCCUCUCCUUUUACCUGGGCUCAGUGGUUGUUGCUUUUGUGCACUACAUCAGGGUUCAGAGGAAGGCUUCAGCUGGGAGACUGUGUCCUGAGGAUGGAUCUGGGAUCAUGACGCCUUCACAACCCAUCACAGCCAGCACCCCUGAGGGAAGCAGCUAUGGUGCUAUUGAUGAGUCAAGCUCCAGUGGUGGACGACGGUUUUCUUCCCCAGAGGGCAGGCCGCGGGCUGGCUCUGACACAGACAGCUCUGUGGAGGAGGAGAGUGACUUUGACACCAUGCCAGAGAUUGAAAGUGAUAAGAACAUCAUCCGCACUAAGGUGUUCCUCUAUCUGUCAGACCUGUCCAGGAAGGACCGAAGGAUUGUCAGCAAAAAAUACAAAAUCUAUUUCUGGAACAUCAUCACCAUUGCAGUGUUUUAUGCCCUGCCAGUCAUCCAACUUGUCAUCACUUACCAGACGGUAGUGAAUGUGACAGGCAAUCAGGACAUCUGCUACUACAACUUUCUGUGUGCUCAUCCCCUUGGGGUGCUGAGUGCCUUCAACAACAUCCUCAGCAAUGUGGGCCACAUGCUGCUGGGCUUUCUGUUCCUCCUCAUUGUGUUGCGCAGGGACAUUCUCCACCGUCGCGCCAUGGACAUGAAAGAUGUCUAUACGCUGGACUAUGGGAUCCCAAAGCAUUUUGGUCUCUUCUAUGCUAUGGGCAUUGCUCUGAUGAUGGAAGGGGUGCUCAGUGCCUGUUAUCACGUCUGCCCUAAUUACUCCAAUUUCCAGUUUGACACCUCUUUCAUGUACAUGAUCGCAGGACUGUGCAUGCUGAAGCUCUACCAGACUCGCCACCCAGACAUCAAUGCCAGUGCCUACUCUGCCUAUGCCUCAUUUGCUGUGGUGAUCUGUCUGGCCGUCCUUGGAGUGGUGUUUGGGAAAAAUGACAUCUGGUUUUGGGUCAUUUUCUCAAUAAUCCAUGUUCUGGCCUCGCUGGCUCUCAGCACACAGAUCUACUACAUGGGUCGCUUCAAGAUCGAUGGCUCUGAAUCAGACUUGGGGAUGUUUCGACGGGCAGUGAUGGUGCUGUACACAGACUGUAUCCAGCGGUGCAGUCGACCAAUGUAUAUGGACAGGAUGGUGCUGCUCAUUGUUGGAAACCUGGUCAACUGGUCCUUUGCCAUCUUUGGGCUGGUGUAUAGGCCCAGAGACUUCGCCUCCUACAUACUGGGGAUCUUUAUCUGUAACCUCUUGCUAUAUCUGGCUUUCUACAUCAUCAUGAAGGUAAAGGGAGGCAGCUGUAGCUGUCCUGUCCCUGGGGCACCUGUCUCAAAGGGGAAAGGAUGGGUAUCUUUAUCUGGCUGCAGUUUGUGUUCCUGUGGUGCUGCUGAGGGAUGUGGAUGGGUCUUUGUGGGGCUAAGGGUGCGACAAGGUGUUGGUGUUGGGGAGGGAUGCUGUGUAGCCAUCUUGGGGUGGCUGGGCUGUAUUUCCCUGGGAUGGGGCGCCCUUUGUAGCUGCAGCUGGUCCUGGCUGGCAUGUCAUUCCUGUGCAUGCCUCCAGACGCUGGGAAGGGCUCAGGGCAUGAUGUUAGGCUACUUACCUAUCUGCAGCUCCGCAGCUCUGAGAAGCUCCUGCCCGUCCCCAUGUUCUGCAUUGUGGCCACAGCAGUGGUGUGGGCAGCUGCCCUGUACUUCUUCUUCCAGACCCUCAGCAGCUGGGAGGAGACUCCAGCAGAGUCCCGGGAAAAGAACCGGCCGUGCAUCCUGCUGGGCUUCUUCGAUGACCAUGAUGUUUGGCACUUCCUCUCUGCAGCUGCCUUGUUCUUCUCCUUUCUGGUCCUGCUGACCCUGGAUGAUGACCUGGAUGUGGUGCGCAGGGACAAGAUCCCGGUGUUCUGAAUGCUAGGGGAUGGGGGCGCAGGGGCGUCCCAAACUGCUCAACCAAAGCCAUUGGGCCAUUGGCAUCUGUGGGGAAUGAGCCUGCUCCUGUGGCCAACAGCCCUGUGGGAGCAGGGGAGCCAGAUCCCACAGCAAGCGUGAAGGUGCUGCAGUAACUGAGGUGGGACUGGGAGGGAAGAUGCCAUUUUCUCCUUUCUCAGCACAUCCUCUGGGGCAGGCGUGACCCAGCGCUGAAGCCCGUGCACAGCCCUUUGGCUUGUAGGUGCAGCAGGUGCUGGAGCCAGUGAAGAGGGAGGAAACUGGAGGUGUGUUUGAGACCUUGGCUUCCCUUCCUCCCUGCUGAUGUGCUCCGCUUCCUGUCUGGUGAGCGGGCUUGAGAAGUGCAGUGCAGGUCCUCCUGCAUUGGCAGCUGGUGGCCUGUGCCCUGCAGGCUGCUGCCCUCUGAUAGUUCCUUUGGCAUCAUGGGGAGAGUGUUCGGUUCCUGUCCUGCAGCUGCCAAGGAAGCAAAGGACUUCAAACUGAGGUGGCAGUGGGAUGCUGCUCCUGUAGCUGGUGGGGAGCCAUGGUAACAAACCACUGCAGUGUUGCAGGGAGAUGAUGGACUCGGGUUGCCCACCAGUGCUCUGCCAGAGGCAGAACCUCCCGCUUUGCUCCUGCAGCCCCUCUCUUACUUGUGUUGAACAGCAUCAGUUCUCUCUGGUGACUUCCACGCAGGCACUUAGUGUGAUGGUAUCCUUCACAACACCAGAACUGCUGUCCUCAAGGGGCCCUAAGAAAGUGUGGCGAGGCUGCAGCCUUGUGCCCUGGGCAGCCUUGUGCCCUUGGUUCCUGCUGUGUGGGCUUGUUGAAGGAACAAGGUGGAAGGGAGAGGCCAUCCAGCAGCCUCAGACUUUCUCCUUUCACAAGCUGGCUUUAGGUAAACUUGGCAAAGCAGGAUCCCUUUUGGGCUGGGAAUGUGGAGGAGGUUUUGGGGCAGUUGGGGUUGAGCUCUUUGGCUAAAGAUCUGGACCAAACUUCCCUGCUCUCCAACUUUUCUGCAUCUGGAAUAAGUUUUUAAAUGGCUUCUGCAUUCUUCCUCAGUUCUUAGUUAUUUAAAAAACAAGAAUAAGGUGUGAAUUAUUUCAGGCCUUGCACUUAAAAUGUGACCUGUUUUGCUAAUUUUGAAUUAAAAAAGUAUUCUUUGA
Messenger RNA from Pezoporus occidentalis (night parrot), 3999 nucleotides. It is a transcript of the gene SIDT1, whose product is annotated as SID1 transmembrane family member 1. The record is from RefSeq and is a predicted model, not a curated record. Gene Ontology annotation, molecular function: double-stranded RNA binding; RNA transmembrane transporter activity. Gene Ontology annotation, biological process: RNA transport. NCBI's taxonomy places the organism in Eukaryota, Metazoa, Chordata, Aves, Psittaciformes, Psittacidae. The coding region runs from base 15 to 2762 and encodes 915 amino acids. The transcript is spliced from 25 exons. Gene Ontology annotation, cellular component: lysosome; plasma membrane.